Messenger RNA from Clunio marinus, 210 nucleotides. The record is from the annotation of a GenBank genome assembly. Lineage: Eukaryota; Metazoa; Arthropoda; Insecta; Diptera; Chironomidae.
AUGGCAUAUUUAUCGAUUAGAAAAGAAAAGUUCACAUAUUUAAAAUUAACUAAUGCAGAACAAAGAAAUGAAGGAAUGAAAACAUUAAUUAAUGCAGCCUUUUAUGUGGGCAUAUUGCAAUGCACCGUGAAGAAACCAGAUAAAGAUUACAACUUGAUUUUUCAUCUCAGAUUGAGAUUAUUAAGAAAUAUUAACAAUCAACAAAUGUAA